Messenger RNA from Pelobates cultripes (western spadefoot toad), 22504 nucleotides. The record is from the annotation of a GenBank genome assembly. NCBI's taxonomy places the organism in Eukaryota, Metazoa, Chordata, Amphibia, Anura, Pelobatidae.
UCAGAUAUAUUAUUAUUAUUCAAACGGAGGCUCCUAUAAACCUGGAUCCCAAGCUGAUAGAUUGACCAUUGUCCAUAAUCCUCCAACCGGCGGGGACGCUUCAAUCCAGCUAAGCAAUAUCAGGGCGUCCGAUAACGGAUCUUACGCAUGCGAAGUGAAUAACCCGCCUGACUUCUCCGGAACCGGAUCAGGGAUCGUCCAGCUUACAGUUCUGAGUAAGAUCAGGUUAAGUUCAUAGGGGGAAAAAAAUUCUCUUUUUAUAUACAGCACACAGCGUGGGUAAUAUAUACUGUUAGUAUACUCCAUAACCCCCUAAAUACAUACUGCACACAGUGUGGGUAAUAUAUACUGUUAGUAUACUCCAUAACCCCCGAAAUACAAACAGCACACAGCGUGGGUAAUAUAUAUAUUGUUAGUAUACUACAAAGCCCCCUAAAUACAUACAGCACACAGCGUGGGUAAUAUACAUACUGUUAGUAUACGCCAUAAUCCCCUAAAUACAUACAGCACACAGUGUGGGUAAUAUAUACUGUUAGUAUACUCCAUAACCCCCGAAAUACAAACAGCACACAGCGUGGGUAAUAUAUAUAUUGUUAGUAUACUACAAAGCCCCCUAAAUACAUACAGCACACAGCGUGGGUGAUAUACAUUUUAUACCAUGUCUCAUUUUCACCCUUGCUUUCUUACCACCCCCAAAUGAAUUUUAGAAAAGCUGAAUUUAAUAAUGAUAGGCAUUUUUCUGGAAAAUUGAGAGGGAUCAUUCUCCAAAGGUACAGUCAUUUUGGCAAAAUGUAUGCUUUUAAUAAAUUGAUUCUACUCAACCAGGAGAAUCCCAUUCCUCUCCAAUCCCUUAGGUUUUUAUUAGUUUGUUUUAGUAAAGGUAAAAAGUUGGCUUCUAUUAGAUCUUUUAGAUUCAAAGUUAUAGUUAUAACCAAAUAUUUCUUUUUUUCCCGGGAUCCCGAUAUUUUUUACAAUAAAAUCGGUAGACGUUUUAUCCAUAUUUUUAGAUAUGAAAAGUGAUUUGUCUAAAUUAAUCUUAUAUCCUGAAACUUUAGAUUAUCUGUUUCAGUAAUUCUGGGACUGAUGUUUCUGGUUCUUCUAUCGUCAAUAAAAUAUAAUCUACAUAAAUAUUCAAUUUCAAUUGUCCUACCUGGUCCUUAAAGCCUCAGAUUUUCUGGUUUUGUCUCAUUAAAAUCGCUAGAGUUUUUAGCACCAUUAUAUAUAGUAAAGGGGAAAGAGGACACCCUUGUCUUGUCCCAUUUUUAAUAUUAAAGUAUUAUGACACAAAUCCAGACCCUAUGACUUUAGCUGAUGGAGAGUUGUAGAGGGCGAAUAUAGCAUGUAGUAUUGGACCAUUAAUGCCGAAUUUUUUUAAAGUCAGAAGCAUGAAACCCCAUCCCACCCUACCAAAUGCUUUUUCUGCGUCUAAUGAUAAAAGCAAGAGUGGGAUUCCAGUUGUCUCUGUUUCUUCUAGUAUGUUUAUUAUUUUCCUUAGGUUAUUAAUUGGGGACCUCCCUGAUAUAAAUCCUACUUGGUCGUUAUUAAUUAGUUGUGGUUUUACUAUAUUUAGUUUUUCAGCAAGAAUAGAGGAUAGUAUUUUGAUAUCUGUAUUAAUCAGCGAAAUAGAUCUAUAGUUGCUUAUCAGUUCAGGGUCUUUGUCCACUUUUGGUAUUGGAACUAUAUUCACUCUCAGUAACUCCCCAGCACAUCUUCCUGAUCCCAUUAUGUGGUUACAAAUAUUUGUAAGUUCUCCUUUUAUCUGAUCUUUCAUUAAUUUGUAAAAUGUAUUUGUGAAGCCGUCCGGGCCUGGAGCGGUCUUUAUUUUAGGUUUUUCUAUUGCUUUACUAACCUCUACUUCUGUUAUGGGUUGAUUAAGCAGUUUCAGUUGGUCGGGCAGAAUUUUUGGCAUCUGUAUAUCCUUAAACAAAAAGAAAGAUAAAUAAAUAAAAUAUAAUAAAAAAAAAGAUUUUAAAAAAAUAGUCUCUCUCUUUUUCUUUUACCCUUCUUAACUCAUUCCCUGUGUGUAUUUUAUAUUCAUCCUUCCUUCAUACAGUUGUGACAUCUUUCUUUAAUAAAAUAGUUUGUGUGAUUUCUAGUAUAAGAAGGGGCCCUUCUAUCCACCUUAUCAUAGUUUAUUCUCCUGUGUUUAGUCUACAUUUUGUGUAAUAUCAAAGUUAUCCACCUUUAAAAAUAAAAUCUCUUUUUGUUUCCGCAGCCUUUUCUGAUUCGGUUUCUCUAUUCGAGGAGUUAAAUCUCGCUAAUGCCAAUUUCCCCCUUUCACUUUCUUUCUUUUCCUCACCUUUUCCCUUCCAUCUUUCCCUUCUUCCUUUCCUUAUUUUAAUUUGCUAAGGCCUUGUUGUUUUUUUUAUGGAUUUUUGGUGCCACUUCCAAUUUUCUUUGCUGUUAUCCAGCUUUUUAGAUCUUCUGCUUGGCUAAAAGGAAUAGACCUACCAUCGUGUAGUAUAAUGAUUUUCGGGGGGAAACCCCAUCGAUAUUUCAUAUCGUUGUUUCUCAAUAAAGUGAUGCUACCUGUAAAGGUUUUACUCUUGUGUCUGGUUUGCCAUGACAGAUCCUGAAAUAUUUUCAGAGACACUUUUGCACAUUUACCCUCUCUUGUAGCUCUUAAUAUUUGUAUCUUGAGUUUAAAAGAGGCGCAGCAUAUCAUUACAUCUCGUGGCAGAUGAUCUAGGACCCCUUUUGGUUUAUUCACUCUGACACCUAUCAAUCAGCAAAUAGGAAAUCUGGAGUCCCAAUCAACCUCCAGAUGUUUGAUAAAACCUUCUACAUUUGAUUCGAGAUUUAUUAUAUUUGUUCCAGUAUUCCUCUGAUUCUUAGGUUAUUUCUUCUUAACCUGUCUUCCAGGUCUAUCAGUUUGUUCUCAACCAUUUUGCUUUCUAGUACCGUAUAUUCUUCUCGGAGGACCUUUUCCCUAUGUUCUAUCAGGUCUAGUUUUUCCUCAAUACCUUGAAUUCGUGAACCAAGAGUCAAAGUAUUUGCUUGAAUCUCUUCUUUCAUUUUCCCGAAUUGUAUGUCUAGAUGUUUGAGUAAGUCGUCAUAGUCAUUUCCUUCUAGUCUUGGUUCUUCAUUUUCAUCACAUUGUUGUUUACUGAUGUCUCCCUCUAGUGGGUUAUCUAACAAAAGGGAUUCCGACAGGUUUGAUUUGUUACCUGGGGGACGUGAUGAGAGAAAGGAGAGGCAUUUUUCUAGUUUAUUUUCCAUCUUUUUUUCUUUUUUCAUCUGUUUGCUAUUUUGUAUCUUUUUAGUGGCCAUUUUUUAUUUUGUUUCAGAUAAUCUUUUAUAGAAGGCUGUGGUUUGUUUGAUAUAUAGGGCUACCUUUGGAUGCCUUUGAUUUUGUUGCUCCACCCCCCUCUGUAACCUACGUUCAUUGGAAAUUAGUUAAAAGAAAGACUAGAAAUUUACAAUCUAACAUCUAACAAUAUCACACAUGGACCCAGCGUAUAUAGAGCAGCUCUGGGUAAUAUGCUAAAAGUGGAGCAAACACCAUAGAAGCCAACAAAAUUUUCUCGCUGAUUGAUCCACUUUUAGGGUGCAUUCCUGAGGGAUUAAAUGUCAUUGUUUCCCUGUUUAUUCAUUAACCACUCCUAAUCCCUGACACCUAGAACUACACUAACUCUAAUUGUUUCUGCUUUCAGCUCCGCCGGGCUCCCCAAGUUGUCAGAUGUCCGGGAGCCCCAUUGCUGGCAGCGAUGUCACCCUACAAUGCAGCUCCUCUGGGGGAAACCCUCCCCCAAUAUAUUCCUGGACAUUUGUAGGAUCUAAGACGCCUUUACUUCCCGGAAUGAUGGAAAGUACGAAGUUUCUAAAGCCAGAUUUAAUUGAUAAAAAUCUUAUAAAUCGAAAGGGACAGGAGUAAUGGGGGUUAGUAGCAGAACAUGGACACAUAGAGACCCCGCGUCUGCACGAUGUCAUACCAGCAUGGGUGACGUGUCCCCAUAGAAACCAAUGUGAACUGUUGCCACACGCUCAGCAGAGCCAUAGAGCUGCAACCUGACAAGAAUGGAGGGACCGCAGGGGAGCCUGCCACUCAUUCCAAUGGAGAACGCUGAGCGAGUACAAUAGUGGUAGGCGCAGUACAUCCUCCCCCCAUGACAGACGUGAUCGUCAGAGAUGGGGGACACACAUUCUCCUUCUAUGUUUACUGGUUCAUUAGUGUACACACCAGUCAAGCAUUGUCUAUAGCAGGGGUAGGCCACCUUCGGCUUUCCGCAUGUUGUGGACUGCAUCUCCCAUAAUGCUCUUGCAGCCAUACUACAGGAGAGAUGUAGUCCAGAUCAUGCACUCCAGAAAAAUACAGCACCUGGAAUAUCCCCUGCUACGUGCUCCAUGAUGUCUUUAUCCUAGGAAUUAGCAGAAUGAUUUGGGGGAGAAUUUAGAAGCCAAUCGUCCCAUCCGAUCUGCCCUUCCCCCAUUUUAAAAUUCUGGCUUUCCACCACAUUGUGUUCAUGAAUGAGUCUCUACCCCCUCUGCUGGAAAGCUAUUCCAUGAAUGUACAACCCUUAGGUGACAGAUAAAUCUAGUACAUUCUUAUGUACUGGGACCUUGUAAUACCCGGUAAGAAAUCCAAAAUCUAUGUGUAGGUUGAGGGUGAAGGGAUGAGCUUUGGGGAAUGUCAGAAAAUGAAUGGAAUAAUUUUUGCUGUUUAAAUUGUGUUUUACGCAGGAUUGAUCCAUACAAUUCACGGACGUGUUUUCUUAUUUCUCUAAUUUAGACCAAAGAACGGGGGCUCUCCUGCUCACCAACCUGUCACAGUCAAUCUCGGGCAGCUAUAGGUGCACAGCAACGAACGAGCUCGGGCAAGCUACGUGUGACCUCAGCAUAUCAGUAACAAGUGUGUUUUUUUUUAAUCUCAAUAUUCUUUCAUUUUUGCAACAUACACAGAGGGUGUUCGGCAUACGAAGCACAGAUUAAAUUCAGCUCAGUAAAUCCUAUGUACCAAAGUGAGAGACACUUUACACACUAACAGGGUUAUUCACACAAAGUGGAUUUCAAACUUUAGACCAAAAAAGUUGACUGGAAACAUAGCUGACAUGGAGAAUGUUUUCCUUUUCAUUCAUUUUAGAAUAUGACGCCAGAUAAGAACCAUUCGGCCUUUAGUCUAAAAUUAUGGCCUUAAAAUAUGAAAUUUACUUUCUUCACUCUGAAUUUCUGUCAAUUGUUACAUUAUGAAAUAAUUCUAUAUGAAAUAACAACUGUCAGUCUUCUGUGAGUGUCCGGACCGCGGUAUACGAAAACCGAUAACCACGCUGCAUACGGUAUAUCCUCUGCAAAAUGCAUCAGAGAUUUAUAUCGACAUAGAAACACAAGGAAUAUAGUUGCUUGACAUAUUGGUUUUUAAGGUAAUUGCUCCUGUUUAGAAAUUUGCCCACUUUACUUUUGGCAGCAAUUUAAUAACUUGCUGCCAUUUUAUUAACAGGUGGCGUGACUGGCGUCCUCAUUGAGCGUGUGUUAUAUUUCUUGUCAUCUAUGCACCAGUGUUAAUUUUUGAUGAUGUUCAAACGGCUUUUAUUUGUUUCAUCUAAAAUGUACAACAGUGCGAUGUGAUAGCAAAAUAGGAGACACGCAGGUCUCACAAAAUCGGGAACAGCAAUAUGAUUAUAAAUGAAUGUAAACCUAAACAAUAUUAACAGUUAGAAGGUAUUACAGUAUCAGUAUCGGUAAACACAUCAUGUUACAUGCAUUCAAUAUGCAGACGUCUGCAUCUUAUGGUCGUACAUUAAGGGGUGAGUAUGUCACCUCUGGGUGAGUCAGGUAGUGACUAUGUAGUACGUGGCCAAGAUUCGCCUGUUAUCAUAAUGAUUGCAUAUAGCCUAGGAGUAUCUUCUAGGCGGGUAGGGGCCACUAUAGCGUCUGUGGUAUAGCUAACCUGAAAGUUUAAUUCGUAGGGGGGACUUGUCGUCCCAUACAAUAUUGAUAGAUAGUGGGUUUCCAUUGGGUCUUAUUUCCUUUGACCGCGUACACCUUGCGCAGGCCCUGUUUUGUCGUACGGGUGGUAUAAUCAGUUGGGUCAGUCUAGAGUAGUGGGCAGUAGCGAGUUAGCGGAGCAUCCGUAUAACACCUGAGGCCCAAGCCUGCCAUACCCUCCUGUUUGGCUGCGGUUGAGACUAGUGCACACGGUCAGUGAGGUCAGACUUUUGCGCGAGGGCAGGGAAAGAGAGCAAGUGGUGUAGAAAGGAGAACACGAAGACAGAAAAGGGUGGGGAAGAGAGAGGAAAGAUUUUUUUAAAAAAGAGGGGGGUUCCCGUGGAGCACCAGCGUUGUGCCCGUGGUAUUUUUGGAUCUGUGGUGUUCCGUGCAGUUCGGCGGUUGGAGGGGAGGGGGGGAGAGGGGUACCCCUCACGGGCCCCACCCCCGCACCCCGCCACACCACGUAGGCCAGCCACGGCCGCCACCUCUCAACAUGCUUUUCCUCCAAACCUAUCAACGAGGCGUGUUUCGAUUCCGCCCUGUGUAUCUCUUCCACCCGUUCUAUCCAUAGUCCAAUCGUUGGGGUUACAUCUUGCUUCCAGUGCAGCAGAAUCAAAGCCUCGGCGGCGUUCAACAGGUGUCGGAGUAUGGAUUUUCUAUAAACCCCGAUGGUGUCUGUUGUAGAGUGUAGGAGAGCUGCCUCUCUGUUGAAUCUGCCGUCCGUCCCCUGUAUUUCCUCCGUUCGUUGUUUGACCUCGUCCCAAAACAGUGUGAUGCGUGGGCAUUCCCACCAGAUAUGUAAGAUCGUUCCUUGUCCCUCUCCGCAUCUCCAGCAUCUGUCGGGUACCGCUGGUAAGAUUCUGUGCAGGCUGUCGGGUGUUCUGUACCAGAACGAUAGGAGCUUAUAAUUGGUUUCUUGAUAGUUGGAGCUAGAGGAGCAUUUGUGAUGUAGGACCAAGAUCUUUUCCCAUUGAGUUGCGGCGAAUGAUGUACCUAGAAUGCGUUCCCAGUGUCGGCGAAAGGUGUCCGCAUUCUCCAGGUAACCUACAAGGAGGUGUUGGUAAAUGAGGGAUGUUGACUUGGCUAGGUUGGUCCUUCGGUCACAGAGUGCCUCAAACCAUGUCAGGACCCUAUGUAGGGCUUCUUGGUGCGAUAGGGUUUGGUAGAAAUAUUUAAUUUGUGUGUAGCGGAAGAUUUGCAUUGUGGAUGGUUGGUCGUUGUCUAUCAAUUCCCGUAGUGGUAGUAUGCCUGUCUUAUUUAGCAUCUUAUAGAUGGGGAGGGAUUCUCCCCCACCUAGGAUACUCCAAGAUGUCGGCGGUAGCCCACCUCCUGUCUGGGGGUUAUAUGGUAGCUGUAUCAUCGGGCUCGGUGUUGGAGACAGCUGUGGAAUUUUUCUGAUGCUGUCCCACAUUUUUAGCAUCUGUGCCACAGUAGAGGUGCAGUCUAGGGGCGUCAGCAGGGGUCUCUUCGAGUUCCAUACUGUAGGGAGAAGUGACGACCCCAUGUGGGUCAAUCCAUUGUUUGUGUGCUGGGUGAGUAUGCCAUUCCAAGACCCGUUGUAGCACUGUAGCAUGAUGGUAUUUGCGGAGAUCCAGGAGUGCUGUUCCACCCCACGCUCAUGGCAGGCAUAGGAUUUCUUGUCUGAGUCUCGCCUGUCCCCCACCCCCACACGAAUCGUAUCAUAGCGGUCCGAAGCGAUUGAAAGUAUGCUGUCGGUAGGGCUAGAGGUAUCGUUUGGUAGAGGUAUAGGAUCCGGGGCAGUAUGUUCAUUUUCAGGAUCGCUAUACGGCUGAACCACGUCUGUAAGUUUCACUGUAUUUUUUGUAGCAAGGGUAGGAAUUUCGUCCGAUACAUGUCUCCCAGAUCCCUGUUAAGAGCUAUGCCCAAGUAUUGCAUGUGGUUCGGGCACCAUCUGAAUGGGAAUUGGCGCUUCAGUAUGUUGACUUGUGUCGGUGUUCAGUUUAAAUCCCGAUAUCUCCCCAUAGGUCUCAAAUGUCGACAUCAAGUGUGGUAGGGUGGUAUUGGGUUUGUUGAUAAUAAAUAAAAGAUCGUCUGUAUACGCCGCUACUUUGUGGGUAGUGCCCUUGCCAGAGAAUCCUAGACUCUCAUCUGAUCUGCGCACCACCUCCAGGAAUGGUUCAAGGGUGAAGGCGAAGAGCAUAUGGGAGAGCGGACAUCCCUGCAGUGUUACGUUCCGGAUCAGAAAGGGUUCAGUGAGUGCACCGUUCACUCUUACUUUGGCACUUGGGCAAUGAUAUAGCGCUCCUAUCCACUUCAUUAUGUUCUCCCCGAAGACCAUCUCCUGCCAUAAGGAACAACCAGUUUACCCGGUCAAAUGCUUUCUCAGCAUCUGUGGAGAGUAAUAGGAGGUUGUCUUUCGACCGCUUCGUCAGGUGUUGGAUGGAUUGGACCCUAAGAGUGUUAUCCCUGGCCUCGCGUCUGGGUAUGAAUCCCGUCUGAUCCGGGUGGACCAGUUUCGGCAGUAGGCCUCCGAUCCCGGUGGAUAAUAUCUUGGUCAGUAGUUUUACAUCCACAUUGAGUAGGGAGAUCGGUCUAUAGCUGCUGCAUAGUUCAGGGUCUUUCCCUGGCUUUGGGAUAACCGUGAUUGUAGCCGCCAGUGACUCCUGUUGGAACUGAGCGUCCUUGAUGAGAGCGUUGAAUGCAUUGGUAAGUUUUGGGAUUAAGAUGUAUUGGAAUUUCUUAUAAUAUUCUAGGGUAAAGCCGUCUGGGCCCGGUACUUGACCUGGUUUAGCUGCUUUGAUCGCUCCCGUCACCUCCGCCUCUGUUAUCGGUACCUCCAAGUCCUCCGAUUCCCCUCGUUGUAGUCUCGUCCCCAAAUAGGUUUCAAUGUAGUUCCGCAUUUUUUCGUUCCUAUCUGCUAUAUCAUUUGGUUGUGUCGUUUGCGGGAUAUUUCAUAGUGAGGAGUAGAAUGUUCGAAAUUCCGAGGCGAUCUUAUCCAGAAAUUGUGUGAUUGUGCCAUCAGCUUGCCGUAGUCUGUUGACCUGGGCUGGUCCCUGAGGACCUUUAAGCAUCCUGGCCAGUAGCCUCCCGCCUUUGUUCGCAUGUUGCUAAAAGAAGGCCUUCGAGCAUUGCAAUGAAUGGUAGUGACGGGUUGUCAUAUGUGUUUGAAGCUGUCUCCGGGCUUCCAGUAGCUCUGUGUAUGUCGACUCGAGGUGUGAUCUUUUAUGCUGUGUCUCGAGUGUAGAUAUGCGUUCCACAAGGUCGGUUAUUUGUCGUCGAGAUUCUUUUCUCUUUUUGGAAGCCAGGUGCAUCAGUGUGCCUCUAAUAAUGCUUUUAUGCGCCUCCCAGAUUGUGGUUGCGAUGUGGUCUUCUUGUGCGUUGAGCGUAAAAUAUGAAUUGAGUUCUUCGGAGACCUGUUCCCUUACUGUUAUGUCAAGCAGUAGCGAGUCUUGGAGCCUCCAUGCCCACGAGGUUGGGCGCAUCCUUGGGGAAUCUAUCUUCAGAAUGACUGGUCCAUGGUCGGACUAUUGUGCAGCUCCUAUCUCCGCUGUUUGAAUUGUCGUUAACUGUUCUUGUUGCAUGAAUAUAUAAUCUAUUCUCGAGUAGCGUUUAUGGAUCGUGGAGUAGUGGGUGUAUUCCCUGUCGUCGGGAUGCAUUGCGCGACAGCAAUCCACCAGUCGAAGGUUCCGUAAGGAUUUCAGUAUAUUUUGGAGAGCACCUUGAGUUAUGCAGCUGUGUCCCAUAGACGAGUCGGUGAGAGGGUGUAGUGGUACAUUGAAAUCUCCGCCUAGGAUCAAGGUUCCUUCUGUAAAGGAGGAGAGCUUGAGGAGGGUUUUGCAUAUGUAUUGGACUUGGUUAUUGUGUGGGACGUAGAUUGUUGCGAAAGUGUAUCGUCUAUCUUGAAUAUCUCCUUUAAGGAAGAGGUACCUGCCAUUUGCAUCCGACAGUCGGUCUGCUUCGCAAAAUUGUAGCUUCUCCUCUAGGAGGAUAGUUACUCCCGCCCUGUGGGCUGUUGGAUGGUUACUACAGGCGGCAUUGGGAUAGUGCUUACUUUUCCGCAUUGGGGCUGCACCCUCUUUGAAAUGCGUCUCUUGCAGGAAGGCUAUAGAUAUCCGUCUGAUGUAGAAGUCCUGUAGGAGUUGUGUCCUGCGCUCCGGAAUGUUGAGACCAUGGCAAUUCAAGGAUAAGAUUCGGUAUGGGUUGGGCUUGUAGGUCGCAAGAGGGCAAGGGUCCAUGGCGACUCCGCGGCAUCGCGUCCCACACGGGUGGGGCGGGGAGAGAGUGAGGAGCGAGAGAGGGGGUUGAAAGAAGAAAAACGAAAAGAGAGGGUGGGAAAAAUAAAGGGGGGUGGAGGUGUUAAGAGAGAGCUUGAGAAAAUGGAGGGGGUAACAAUCACCUCUUCACUCUCCUUCCCCUUCCAAGUGACGUUGCCUCAGUUAGAAUUGAAGUAAGUAAAUGAGAAUUAGAAUGCUCGCCUCUGAUGAGAGACGGCGAUUACACCUAUAUGUAGGUGUCAAGUAACCCUACUAGGAGGGAGUUUUCAUGUGACCACGGCAGCAAGCGACAGUCAGGUCUGCUAGAACAAGUCCAGCAGCGUCCAACUACCGUUUCCCCGUGGGAAGGGUUUGUCCACACAAAUAUGUUCGUGGUUAGUGGGUGUGUCCGGCAAGCAUCAAUACUCUGGGUGAUUCCUCUUCUAUGUGAAGCGUUAGGUUAGAAUCGUGGGCAACCACGGGUGCUCCGCCACCUCAUCAUUAGUCAUAUGUCACUUACGUGGAUUAGUGUAUAUAGUGAAUUGUAUCGUCGGCCUAAGUAGACCUCAAUGAUGAGGGGGCAUAUGUCGUCUUUUUAGAAGACACGGUGUGGUCUUGUUGGGGGCUAACCUUGCCUAUAUCACAGUCCCCUGUGGGGGCAGUAUGAGUCCGUGCAGAUCGUCAUGCAUUGCUGUAUGGUGGGGCGGGGAGAGAGCACAUCGUAACUUCAGGCUGGGGGGUUAAGCCUGUAAAUAGGGGUGUCUACCUGUGAGGGUCAACGAUCCGAUCCGGUCAAGUUAUGCGCGUCCAUUGCUCGUCGUAAGAUCCAGCGUGAUGCGGGGAUGUCGGGAGGGGGGGCCAAGUCACCGUCACCUGCAGCAGCUCAUGCUGUGUUUUUUGUAUGACACGGGGUGUCAGUUGUCUAGGGGAUGAGCUAGGCCAAUGUUAUCUGCCUACCUGAGGUGGGGAAGGUGCAUACAUGUCACAUGGGAAAAUGCAUAACAUACAUGACAUUUCACCCGUCGCAUAACGGCCUAAACUUGAGAUAGUCGGGUAUAUAAAAAGCCUGUAUACAUGUGACAGAGCCCCUCCAAGCUAGUAAUGCCCGUCCCAUGCCCCCCUCCCAAAACAGCCUGACCAACUCCAGGGGGAAGAAAAAGGGAAAAAAUGUAGGGGCAAGUGGGGUCCAAGGAGAGACAUGAGGGAGUAAUAGACCUUUAUCUUGACCACCGUAGUGAGACGUGGAAGCCUCCCACCCGAUCUAUGGUAGCAAUAUGGGCAGAUCUAUCCCCGUCCCCCACCCAAAGAGAAAAAAGGAAAAAAUAAAAUAAAAUUACAAGUGGCAGGCCAGGUGCCCACCCGAGCCGGUCGGCCAGCCUGCCGUGGCUAAGGUGUAGCUUAUGGGUCGCCUUUCACUAUAAUUCCUUCAUGUGCUGACCUACUGGACCAUCGAGGCACAGGUGGGCUUGUUCCCGGCUGUAGCCAGCUAUUCUUCUGGGUUAGUCAGGUGGGGGGGCAUGACACCCGGGUGGUUCUCCCUGGAGUCCCUCCGUGUUCGCCGGGGUGGUCUCUGGGGUCUGGGUUCUCUAUGCAGUGGUUCCAGGAUCCAGUCUGGUACAGCGAUAGGUGGUAAAUCCAGACGCUGCAGGAACCAUGGGAUUUCGUCUGGCCAGCGUGCGGCUACCCCCUCAUUGCGGUGGCGCACCUGUAUGCUGAAGGGGAAGCCCCAUUUAUAUGGAAUAUUGCGUUCCCUGAGGGCAGCUGUUCCCGGUUCCCUCCUGCUCAGAUACCCCUGUUGGAGCGGCGGCUCCUGUUGUCCAGGUCCUCCACCUGAUGGUGCAGGGCCAGUAGCAUGUUGCCCUGUCUUGUUAGGGCUGUGUCAGCAGCUGGUGUUUGGCGCUGCGUGGUCUGGGCCUGUGCUUCCAGAGUCUGUAUCCGGCUGCCCUGUGCAUCUAUGUCGGUCCUCAGUGCAGUCACUGCUGAGGUGAGGUAUGCUGUGAGGGUAGAGGUAAGAGACUGCAGGUCAGCUUUUGUGACCAUGGUACUUGCCGGGUGUCUGAUCUCUGCUCCAAUAUCUGCCAGCGUGGGCUGCUCCUGGUCUAAGCUGGAGGAGGCUGGGGAAACGGGCGCCAUUUUGGAUCCGUGCGCCUCGCGGGUAGGCCCCAGCGGGGUUUGAAGGAGUCCGUCCACCGGGCCCAAGGAGGGUAUCUGGGGGGCAGCCCUGGGGGUCUGCGGGUGCUCAGAGUCGGUAUGUGUGCAGUAAGUGGCUAUUAGUAGCCCGGUUGCAAGGAGCUCCGGAUUUAGGCGCCCAUGCAGCUCGGACCUCAGGCCACGCCCCCAGUGUUAAUUUUUAACGGCAAAUUUCAAUUUAGUUUUAGUCAUAGCCUUUUGACAAAAAGCCAUUUUAAUUUUAGUCAUAUUUUAGUCAUCAGAAUUGUUUUAGUUUUAGUCUAAUUUUACUCGACUAACCUCCAGUAGAUUUUAGUCGGCACGACUAAAAUUUAAUGGGUUUAGUUAAAGCCUCUAUCUGUCUCUUUUGCCCCUUCCCCUGCCCCUCUAUGUAGUGUUAAUUUUGGCGCCAAAUUUCUAUUUCGUUUUAAUCAGUCUUUUGACUAAAAUGCCAUUUUAGUUUUAGUCUUAUUUUAGUCAUCUUAUUUUUUUUUAAUCUAGUUUAAAAUUUGACUAAAAGUGUUAGUCAACAAAAUUAAGACUGUUAUGCGCAGCAUUAAUGUGGCCCUCAGAGGGCGAGACAGUUACAAGUCUGAUAUAAAACAAACCUUUGGAGCAGAACGUUAUUCUGGGGAUAUUGACUGAUAAAUGUAUACUGCCUCUUAGCGCUAGAUCGCGUAGUAUCGAUUUUUAUUGUGUCUCGGGCUCGGUAACCCCAGAGCAUGAUGGGGGAUGGAGGGCUGACGUUGGAGUGUUAAUAUAAACAAAGUACACUAGCUUAGAUUUGGGUUUUUACUGAGAUCAUUUUGCCCGAUUCCUCACAUAAAUGCUUCGUGGAAUGAACGCCAGUCCGCUGCUUCACAACAAGAAAACGAUCCAUCUUCCAGUGACAUGUUGAAAAAUAAUCAACAAGAAAUGACAGAUAUCAAGUCAUAAUAUUGAGGAGGAAUUCCACGUCAGCCGUCACUCAAAGCACCGUUAAAACAAUUUAUUUUCAAGCUGUACGUUUCUAUAGCGACUAGAUAGAGGAUGCCAUAGUAUGUGAGCACCCAUGAUGCACUGCUCCUGGCACAUUCUAAUGAUAAACCACCAACAGGACAAUUCACACAAUAAUGGGGAGAUUUGCCAGAGAUAUGGGAAAUAUUGGGGAACCAUGCAGGUAAAUGGGGGCGGGGCUGUGCACGCACUGUGAGAGGAGCUAUGCAGGUAAAUGGGGCGGGGCUUCCACUUCAGCUCUAAAUUCAGUUCAACUAUUUUGGCCUCAAUUUGAAAUUCACUUUGAAUUCUCACUUUAGUGAAUAAGCCUGAUUGUGUAUGUGACAUUAAUAUAGGACGAUGUGAAGGCAAAAUGGAAGGGGCUGUGCACAGUGGCGUACACACAACCCAUGGGGCCCCGGUGCGAAAACUGAUCCGUGGCCCCCCUCCCGCGCGCUUACUCUGCGCGGGCUGGGGCCGCAACACAUGGCGGCGGGCAGGGGUCGCAGGGCUGCGACCCCUGCGACCGUGAUAUGUACGCCAGUGCAUGCAGAUACACAUACACUUAAAGGACCACUACAGACACGCAGAUCACAUCAGCUCAAUGAAGUUGUCUGGGUGCCAGGUCCCUCUAGUUUUAACCCUGCAGCUGAAAACAUAGCAGUUACAGAGAAACUGCUAUGUUUACUUUAGGGUUAAUCCAGCCUCUAGUGGCUGUCUCAUUGACAGCCGCUAGAGGAGCUUCCGCGAUUCUCACUGUGAAAAUCACAGUGAGAAGACGCUGAACGUCCAUAGGAAAGCAUUGAGUAAUGCUUUCCUAUGGGCGGUUUGAAUGCGCGCGCGGCUCUUGCCACGCAUGCACAUUCGGAGCUGAGAGGUGGAUCGGGGCGUAGAGAUCCCCAGCGCCAAGGGGCGCUGGAGAAAGGUAAGUGCGUAAGACACACACACACACACACACUCUCACAAACAGACGCAUACACACUAGCUAACAGACACACACACUCACUGACAGACACACACACCCAGUGACAGACAUACAUACACACUCACUGACAGACAGAGACAUACACACUCACAAAACACACACUCACUAACAGACGCACACAAACUAACAUACUCAGUAACAGACACACACACACUAACACACUCACUGACACACUCUAACACACACACACUCUAACACUAACACAUACACACACUAACACACUGUGGCGAAACCGACCUCGCCACUGGGCAUUGGAGAAGACUGAUUUCCAGCCUCCUGCCAUGUGACUAUGGCCCCUGGGAUGUAUUGCCCUUUAAAGGCAUGAUUUGGGCAUAAUGGAUUUGUGUUGUGCUGCUGCUGGCCCUUUAAGAACCAUCUGGGGACAUACUGUGGAGUUACUGGGUGGCCACCAUUUCCUGUAUCAGAAGCACAUGGUGAGAACAAUGGAUGGCGGCCAUUUUAACUCACAGACACUGUUUGGACUUUUCAACACGGUGCCAUCUCGCCAGUAUUUGGUGCACAGAGACAUUGUGCAGUGGUUUUGGACUAUACAGCAGGGGACACAUUAUACAGUGAUUGUUUUUUAUUUAGCCUGUAUAUGUUCUGCAGAAUCUGCAUUAAACUGUAUCUUCCAAAGUACUGAACGGAUCUGGGUGAAUUUUGGAUAUGUGGUUCACCCAGACCCCCCGGUUCCAAGGAUAAACUUUUCUACUUUUUUUUUUUAUGGGGUUAUUGCAUGUUUUGGGGUCCCUGUGAUGUGUUUUAUGAAACUGUAUUUCUCUGUCUGUGAUAAUUAGAUUACCCAUUGUGUAAGGUAAUCAUAUCACAGGCAGAGGGGAGGAUUUUGUGUGGGAGUGUCUGAGUGUAUUGUACGUGUUAUUGGUUGUUCUGUAAAGACUCUGUGGAACUGGUUUUGGGCAGAAAAGCCAUGCUUCCUUUGGUCACAAAGGACUACGAUCUAUCUUUUGAACCACUGGACCAAUUUGGAUGAUUUUGACAUGUUUGUAUUUGGAGUAUUCUGCUUCUGAAAAUGAGGUGGUGUGAAUAAACCUGGAGUUCCUGCUUAACCCUCAAAGUGAAGUGUCGUCUCAUUAUUGGGGAAGGAUUUAUUGUAUGCUGUUCCAGUUUGACUGCUAGGAGUCUAAACCCAUUCAUAUGGUUUUUGCCUAUUCAGCUGUUCGGUGAUUGUGGUGUCUGCCAGAGUGCUUGGAGUCCUCAGGAAACGCUAGGAGCAUCCUUUAAUGGAGGUACCCAGUCGGGGUGCCAGGUGAUCCAUUACACACACACUCUAACACACACAAACACAUUUUCUUUUAAAAUUUAUUCCCCCCAGCCCCCCUACCUUUGGGAGUACUGAGGGCAUUCCCUGGGGUCCAGUGGUGUCACCGGGCGGGCAGGCAGGCUGGCGGGCUUGCGAGGGAGCACUCUCCCCUGAGUGCCUCCUGUUCAGCUCCCUGGCGUAUCACGUACUGAUACCGGAGCCGGAAGAGGACGUCAAAUAAUAUGGGAGGGGCUGUGAAUGCAGUGUGGGAGGGGCUGUGAAUGCAGUGUGGGGGGGGCUGUGCAGAUAUGGGAGGGCCUGUGAAUGCAGUGUGGGAGGGCCUGUGAAUGCAGUGUGGGAUGGGCUGUGCAGAUAAUAUGGGAGGGGAUUGAUUAUUCUGACAGCUGGAUCAUUAGUAGAGUUUGCACAUUUCAAUAUGUUUCUUUUAUUUUCUCCAGGCUCCUCGAACUCCGGGGCUAUAGCAGGUGCUGUCAUAGGAGUCCUCCUGGCGCUGCUCCUCAUAGCCGCCAUUGUCAUUUAUUUUCUCCGCUACAAAAAGAAACAAAGGAAAGUUCCAAGGCCAGAAUACCGAGGGAGUGAAAUAAGGUCUGAUAAUAUCUAUUAUUUAUAUAUAUAUAUAUACACACACAAAACAACAUAAACCUAACUUUAAAAAUUCAGUGUUGAUGUUUAUAAAUGUGUGAAUUGAUGUCCCCUCCCCCAGUAAACACUGGCAGUACUGAUCAGAAACACUGCGGAGAUAACACACGUCCCCCCAUAGUAUGGCCGCUGCUUGUGCGCACUCUGACCUCUUCUUUCACAAAGCUGUCCUUCCAUGCCCUCCUUGGCCUGAUGGAAUUUACAUAAUAUGCCAGCUUGUGCCUUGCCGAGGCAUGAUGGGAGUCAUAGAGAUUUACAUAAUAUGCCAGCUUGUGCCUUGCCGAGGCAUGAUGGGAGUCAGAGUGAUUUACAUAAUAUGCCAGCUUGUGCCUUGUCGAGGUAUAAUGGGACUCAGAGUGAUUUACAUAAUAUGCCAGCUUGUGCCUUGCCAUAAGCACUUGGAAUUUUCUUAAAACAAAUACCUACAACUAUUACAAACCUUUUUUAGGGAGCAAUCAGUGGAAAAGAGGAUCUAGAACUAGAUAAAGCUAGCCUCGGACCUGAGAUGGGAGAUUUUAGACAGUGAGCAGGAAUCCAAUGAAUCUCUGUGGGUUUAUUCAAUAAAAACGUAGAGCUCUAGCAAACUAGAAUCCAAAUGACAAAACACAGGAUACAGCAGCCGAUCUGGAACAAUUCUCCGACUCAGCUAUAGCCACACCUUGGCUAUUUUAGCCCCAAUUUUACCUUUUGGAUUUUAAUUCCCCACAGUCUGGAGUUUGGUGAAUUAGCCUGCAUGUCGUGGAUUCCCUGGGAUUUAAUGUUAAAGCUGCUGUUUGAAAUUGAAUGAGGUCAAAACUCUGACAGUGUUCAGAUUUUAAAAAAAUCACUAACAAGGAUUUAUCUCCCAUUAUUAUUUUUAACACAGCAAUCAUUGGAUUAGCCAGGUGGACGAUGCCGACAGCCACCAGCUUUAAAGGGACACUCCACUGCCUAAAUAAAAAAAUUAAAAAACAUGUAAUAGUAGAUACACCCCAAUGAAAACAUGCAUGCUUUUAAUGAUGCAUUUUUUUCAUUGUGGUUUAUCUUAACCCCUUAAGGACACGACAUGUGUGACAUGUCAUGAUUCCCUUUUAUUCCAGAAGUUUGGUCCUUAAGGGGUUAAAGGGACACUAUAAUCACCAGAACAACUACAGCUUAUUGAAUUUGUUCUGGUGAGUAGAAUCAUUACCUUCAGGCUUUUUGCUGUAAACACUGUUUUUUUUCAGAGAAAAUGCAGUGUUUAGAUUACAGCCUAGUGAUAACUUCACUGGCCACUCCUCAGGUGGCUGCUAGAGGUGCUUCCGGGGGCAGUGCUGCACAGCGUGACUGACAUUCAGUGUCUCCACCCUCUGCAUGGAGACACUGAACUUUCUUCAUAGAGAUGCUUUGCUUCAAUGUAUCUUUAUGAGGAGAUGCUGAUUGACCAGGGCCAUGUUAGACUUGUGCUGGCUCUGCCCAGAUCUGCCUCCUUGACAGUCUCAGCCAAUCCUAUGGGGAAGCAUUGUGAUUGGCUCAGACAACCACUUCUAAAUAUGUCAGCAGACAGCAGGCAGAUCAGAGGCAGAGGCAGCAGCUGCAGACUUGAAUUCAAGUAAGAUUUUAACUAUAUUUAUGGAAGCAAGGGGGUGGGUUGGGGGGCUAGAUGGUGGUUUUAAACCUGUUUACAUGUUUGUGUUCCUGACCCUUUAGUGUUCCAUUAAAACAGCAUGUAAAAUUUGCAGAUCUCUUGUUUGAAGCCUUUGCAAGCCCUCCCCUUUUCCCCCUGCGCUGGGGAAUCUUCCAAUCAGAGGUUUCUUAUUGAGAGAGAUUCCUUGCACUGUAACCAUUUCAGCCAAAGUGGUUUUGAUGCUUUGAGUGACACUUUAAGAAAGAUACAAUGUAACUCGUGUUUCUUUUUACCAAAAGGGAGGAUGCAACAUCACCAGUGUUACAUGAAGAUCGUCGAGGACCCCAAACAGACUCCAUUUUACAUGACACGCAGGACAGAGAUGAGAACAUGGUUAUAUAGCAAACCCCCAAAAAUGCACUAAUUGUUCAUCAUCAAGUUAAUGCUUUUGUUUUGUUUUUUUAACUAUUCUUGUACAUUUUCACUGAAAUUUUGUUGCUUCAUUACUGUGUUUUUGCACAAAAUAAACAAUUUGACAAGGAAAUUGAACAUUUUAGGCCAAAAUCAUAGAAUUGGUCAAAUUUGCUAGUGUUAUCCCCUUGUUGAAUGACUGCACAUUAAAGGAGAUACAUGUGGAUGACACUCUGAGGGCUUAGUGAGAACAUGUGAUAUCAUUAAUAAGAAUAUUGAUGCGCUAUUUGAUAAGGAUGCAAUAUAAGAAUAUCGAUAGCUAUUUGAUAAAGAUGCAGUAUAAGAAUAUCGAUAGCUAUUUGAGAAGGAUGCAGUAUAAGAAUAUCGAUGCGCUAUUUGAGAAGGAUGCACUAUAAGAAUAUCGAUGCGCUAUUUGAUAAGGAUGCACUAUAAGAAUAUCGAUAGCUAUUUGAUAAGGAUGCACUAUAAGAAUAUCGAUAGCUAUUUGAUAAGGAUGCAGUAUAAGAAUAUCGAUGCACUAUUUGAGAAGGAUGCACUAUAAGAAUAUCGAUAGCUAUUUGAUAAGGAUGCACUAUAAGAAUAUCGAUAGCUAUUUGAGAAGGAUGCACUAUAAGAAUAUCGAUAGCUAUUUGAGAAGGAUGCACUAUAAGAAUAUCGAUAGCUAUUUGAUAAGGAUGCACUAUAAGAAUAUCGAUAGCUAUUUGAUAAGGAUGCAGUAUAAGAAUAUCGAUGCACUAUUUGAUAAGGAUGCACUAUAAGAAUAUCGAUAGCUAUUUGAGAAGGAUGCAGUAUAAGAAUAUCGAUGCGCUAUUUGAUAAGGAUGCAGUAUAAGAAUAUCGAUGCGCUAUUUGAGAAGGAUGCACUAUAAGAAUAUCGAUAGCUAUUUGAGAAGGAUGCAGUAUAAGAAUAUCGAUGUGCUAUUUGAGAAGGAUGCUGUAUAAGAAUAUCGACAGCUAUUUGAGAAGGAUGCAGUAUAAGAAUAUCGAUAGCUAUUUGAGAAGGAUGCAGUAUAAGAAUAUCGAUAGCUAUUUGAGAAGGAUGCUGUAUAAGAAUAUUGAUAGCUAUUUGAUAAGGAUGCACUAUAAGAAUAUCGAUAGCUAUUUGAGAAGGAUGCACUAUAAGAAUAUCGAUAGCUAUUUGAUAAGGAUGCUGUAUAAGAAUAUCGAUAGCUAUUUGAGAAGGAUGCAGUAUAAGAAUAUCGAUAGCUAUUUGAGAAGGAUGCAGUAUAAGAAUAUCGAUAGCUAUUUGAUAAAGAUGCUGUAUAAGAAUAUCGAUGCGCUAUUUGAUAAGGAUGCACUAUAAGAAUAUCGAUAGCUAUUUGAGAAGGAUGCACUAUAAGAAUAUCGAUAGCUAUUUGAUAAGGAUGCUGUAUAAGAAUAUCGAUAGCUAUUUGAGAAGGAUGCAGUAUAAGAAUAUCGAUAGCUAUUUGAGAAGGAUGCAGUAUAAGAAUAUCGAUAGCUAUUUGAUAAAGAUGCUGUAUAAGAAUAUCGAUGCGCUAUUUGAUAAGGAUGCAGUAUAAGAAUAUCGAUGCGCUAUUUGAUAAGGAUGCAGUAUAAGAAUAUCGAUGCGCUAAUUGAUAAAGAUACAGUAUACAAAAUAGAGACCGGUCUGUAUGUGAGUGCACAAAAUAGAGGCCGGUCUGUAUGUGAGGGGACAGAAUAGAGCCCGGCCUGUAUGUGGGUGGACAGAAUAGAGACCAAUUUGUAUAUGAGUGCACAGAAUAGAGACCGGUCUAUUUGUGAGUGGACAGAAUAAAGACCACUCUGUAUGUGGGUGGACAGAAUAGAGACCGGCCUGUAUGUGGGUGGACAGAAUAAAGACCAGUUUGUAUGUGAGUGCACAGAAUAGAGACCGACCUGUAUGUGGGUGGACAGAAUAAAGAUCGACCUGUAUGUGGAUGCAGUAUAAGACCGGUCUGUAUGUGGGUGGACAGAAUAAAGACCGGCCUGUAUGUGGGUGGACAGAAUAAAGACCGGUCUGUAUGUGAGUGGACAGAAUAAAGACCACUCUGUAUGUGGGUGGACAGAAUAGAGACUGACCUGUAUGUGGGUGGACAGAAUAGAGACCGGCCUGUAUGUGGGUGGACAGAAUAAAGACCAGUUUGUAUGUGGGUGGACAGAAUAAAGACCGGUCUAUUUGUGAGUGGACAGAAUAAAGACCACUCUGUAUGUGGGUGGACAGAAUAGAGACCGACGUGUAUGUGGGUGGACAGAAUAGAGACCGACCUGUAUGUGGGUGGACAGAAUAAAGACCGGUCUGUAUGCGAGUGCAGACUAUUUAUACAGUUUAUUCUGCUGACUUUCCUACAAGAACCUUUAUUUUGCUUGACUUCUUUACAAAAAAAUUAUUUUUAUUCAACACAACCUUUAAAACAUAAUUUUCCCUUGUGUCCCUUUAAAUAUGAAAGCAAACACCCGUAGUAAUUGUUCCAUGGGCUGUAAAGACCAGUCAUUUCAUUCUGUUAAUAAUUCAGCCACCGACCUCAGCAGGAUUUAAACGCUCUCACAGCCAAAAUACACAUUACAGGAAUAAAAACGCGGGUGUGAACACAAACAGAAAGCAGACAUACACCAUGUUGUGGGAUCCGGCACUAGUUGUCAUGUCCAUGGUUUCUAUAAAAUAUGGUGUUCUAGUGGGAUUGAGCAGAAGUAUAACUUCAUGGAGGGGGUUCCUUAUCUGUAAACCAAUGCCAGUUAGCAGAUAACAGUAUAGAGGAUUAAAUUGGGAACAUUUCCUUGGUAAAUCAGAUGGAUAAAAGCCAAUAGAAUGGUUCCUGAAUUAUUUUGGCAGAAGUACUUUGAUAUAAGAAUGGAUGAGAUUUACUGGCUGACACAAAGAUUGACCCGUGGCUAUAGAACUCUACCAGCACUGAGCAGAGGAUCCAGAACGGAGGUGGAACACUCGCACAGGAACAAAAUAGUAUCCAGAACAGUUAUUUCUUUAGUUCUGGACCUUUAAUGCGUGCAAGAACUUGGACGUUGUGCCAAUCAUCGACAGGAAACAAUGUGUCCAAGUCCCGUUCCCACUGCGGAAUGCAUGGGGAGAUUAGGUGGUUUAUUGGGAGAGAAUUCAUCGUGCCCACUGUAGAUUGUCUGAAACGAGUUAGCACAUGGAGUGGUUGAGGCAAAGACAAAUCUUUUUCUUAUUAUGUGUCUACAUGUGAUUACAGAUAUCUGUAAGUGGGAUAGCACAUUUCUCCUCUAGCAAAUGAAAAAGGGCCAGAGUGCCUCAGUCAAAUACAUAGUGCCCCCUAGAGGACAAAUCUAGUAUUGAACUAACAGGAACUCCAUUCAUUUAUGUUAAAUAAAUGUUAUUAUAUACAUAGAAAAUGAGAGACAGUGAUGUUACAUUCGCCUUGAUUUUGCUUUGAAUUUAAUUCGGAUUUAUUUGGAAGAUAGUGAAUAAAUGAUCAUAUACAUGUUUGAAAGGGAAGAUUAUGUGAUUGUCCAAGGAGAUAAUGACUAUCAAUAAAAUUCCUAAAUCAGCUUUUAUAAUUAUCUAUCAUAUCAUCUAUUAUUUUUAUAGACUUUAUGAAUAUUAGUUUUCCAUCUAAUACACAGAAAUCAUUUUAUCAUACAUUUUAGUGAUAUGCUGUGGCUUUUAGAAAUUUAAACAAACAAUUUAGGUUUUUGCUGCAAUAAGUGACAAUUACAAGUUAUUUUUUUUUCAUUUUUAUUUUUUCUUGCUUAAAUUACAGAAAAUUGUGUUUCUAAAAUUGUACAUAAAUAGAGAGAGAAUUCAGAUUUCAGAAAAUUCGCCAGAAUUCAUUAUUGCAGAAUUAAAGUAAAGAGAUUUCUAAAUGAAUCAUUUUCUUUCAUACAGACUGCUAGGAUUCAUGCAAGCAGGUUCUGUCCAAGUUUACAAAGCAAAUUCGAGCAAAACAUGAGAAUUAAUUAAAUCACAACAUUUCACAGCAACAGGAGAGGAAUCUGGGAAAUUAAUUAGACAAAACUGAAAAAAAUAAAAUAAAAAGUAUUAAAUUUCAGAAAUAAAUUACACAUUCCAGUGGCCACUGUCAGGAUCUUGAUCUUCAGGACAGGUGAAUAAACGCACCGAGGAUUGCUGUGGCCCCUGGGUACACCUUGUAUCAUUCCAAAACCUGAAAUGAAAAUAGAAAAAGCGUAUCAUGUACUGCGCUACAUUACAUGGUCACGGAAUAAACGAUGGGAUGCAAAUUACAAUGUAAUACGGAUAUGGAAUGUACAAUGUCAUCCUGAUACAGAAUGGAACAGGGCGGCAGAUGUGAUCGCUGUAACGGCUCAUAAUAUAGUACGCAAUUAUAUGGAAUAGAAUAUGGC